Synchiropus splendidus (mandarinfish) is the source of this 1749-nucleotide messenger RNA. Its product is annotated as ras association domain-containing protein 8-like. NCBI's taxonomy places the organism in Eukaryota, Metazoa, Chordata, Actinopteri, Syngnathiformes, Callionymidae. The transcript has 9 exons. The record is from RefSeq and is a predicted model, not a curated record. The coding region runs from base 333 to 1577 and encodes 414 amino acids. Gene Ontology annotation, biological process: signal transduction.
CUGGUCCAUGAUGCUUUGCGGCAGCCCGAUUGUGUACAGCGUGAUUUACUGUCUGACGUGAGGAAGCAGUGAACCGUCCAGAACCUGCAGCGGCUCAGGAACCAGAACACUCGGGACGGGAGGAAGCAGCUCUGACUGAGCUGGGACCCAGCGGAACCUGCAGUCGAGGACCACUAGCCGGACGGCGAUCGCCGCGUCAAUCCUCAGAUUAGUCUCGAGUGUUUCACACACAAGUGGCUGCUGGUUCGAAUCCCAACGCUGAAGUUGCAGCACCUUGACUUGGUAAGAGCGCGCCUGGACUGUAUGUGGAGGGAAGGAGUGACGACGUCUGGAUGAGGAUGGAUCUGAAAGUGUGGGUGGACGGAGUCCAGCGAGUUGUCUGUGGUGUGACUGAGUUCACCACAUGCCAGGAAGUAGUCAUUGCUCUUGCACAGGCCAUCGGUCGCACUGGCCGAUACACCCUGAUUGAGAAGUGGCGGGAGACAGAGCGCCAUAUUGCGCCAAGCGAGAGCCCUGUGGUGUCCCUCAACAAAUGGGGGCAGUUUGCCGGUGAUGUCCAGCUCAUCCUCCAUCGUUCAGGACCGUCGGCCAGUGAAAGGCAAGUGUCCGGCCUCUUGUCGGCACGAGUACUGUCCCGCCAGAGUCUACCGCCCCUUGCCAAGCUCCGACCUGCGGCAGAGUGCGCGCUCAAACGCUGUGAACCGAAACGCAAGUCGCUUGCAGGACGAGCUCGGAGUCUGCGUGAGAUCUUUGGGAAACGUAAAACCACUGAUGGUUCUCAGCAGCCAUGCAGAGACAUUGGUGGAAGAAGAACUGAAUGUGAAGGUUCGGCCUGUGAUCUGGGGCGCCUGGUGCAGCUGCAGAAAGACAAGCUCCAGGUUCUAGAAAACCUGCUGCUGGGCUUUGAGACGGUGCUAGAUGAGGACAGAGCCCUGGAGGUUCUGAUGCUGGAGCAGCAAGUGAGGAAGAACAACACUGAGAUCGAGGAGGAAGAGUUCUGGCAGGACGAGUUUCAGAUGGAGCUGGAGAGCGAGCAGCUGCUCAGGCUGCAACUAGAGCAGCUCCAACAUCAACUAUUGGACUGUGAGCAGAAACUCUCUGAACAUCUCGUUUACAUCCAAAAGAUGGAGGAGGAAGUGCAGCAGGAGAACGGGCCAGGCCAGACAGUCUCGGAGGAGGAAGUGGCUCCAAGACCAGACAGUGUGUGGGCGGAGCUGGAGAUCCAGAAUCAGCAUGCAGCUCACCUGGAGGUCAGCUUGAGGUCAUUGGAGGAUCAGCUGUGCCAGACCAGCUGUUUGCUACAGGAGAAGGAGCAGGAACUCGAGUUGUUGACAAAAGAACUUCGACGAGUAAAUCUGCGACAGUUUAUUCAGAAAACUGAUACAAGAGUUGCUGUGGUAGUGGCAGGUGAGGACACACACACAGUCAAAUCCAGGAACCUAUGCUGUGGUUCUGGUCCAGAGGUGGACUCCGGUUCUCUGGAUCGAAUGAGCAUGUCUCGACCCGUACUCACUGACCCCUCAGUCCUGAAGUGCAGCACCUCAUCACCUCGCCACCCUGCAGGGGUCUAUGUGUGAAGGUGCAGCUGAUGUAUGUGUGUCACAGAAGCUGGAGGACUGGGUCGGGUCAUCAAUCCGGGACACGCACGACCAGGAGAGCUGCCUCGUCAAUCACUGACUGUUGUGUAUGUCUUCACACUCAUGUGUGUCCUAUGGCCUUGUUCUAGUUUCAAAAGCAGAAACUUUAUUU